GCCCUCUCCCUCUCCCUCGCUCCCCCUUGCCUUUUUGCAGCUCUGCUUGCUCGCGCCGUACUGCAGUCGAGAUCGAGGGGGCGGCGGCGGUCGACUCGGGUGGCGGCGGGGCGGGAAUCGGGUUUCAGGGGGCUCGGAUCCAUGGGAUCCCUCGGCUUCGAGGCUGCCCUAGCCGUGUGCCCGGCCGCCGCCCAGGCCUACUCCAAGUACUGCGGUAUUGUAUCAGGCUGCGAGAAUGCAAACACCAGGGAAGGGUUGGUUGAGCUUUCACGGACUAUUGAUAAUAUGGAAGGAAUGAGGGAUGGAAUAUUUGGUGAUAUUCAAAAGCUCAUGUCAGUCCUUGAGUUAGAUGAUGCGCGCCAAUUCAGUAACUUCUACGAUUUUGUCUUCUUCAUUUCUCGUGAAAAUGGCCAAAAGAAUAUUACUGUUCAGAAGGCUGUUGCCGCAUGGAGGAUAGUCCUUAUUGGGAGGUUUCGAUUGCUGGACCGGUGGUGUAACUUUGUUGAGAAGUACCAACGUCACAACAUAUCUGAGGAUGCCUGGCAGCAGCUGCUAGCUUUCAGCAGGUGUGUAAACGAGGACCUGGAAGGUUAUGAUCCAAAAGGUGCUUGGCCUGUAAUAAUUGAUGAUUUUGUGGAGUAUAUGCACAGAAUUUAUCGCCCUGGUGACUGCUCCAGUGCAAUGGCAUCACAAUGCAGUAUUUCCAAUACAUUCAGAGAAUGUCGUGUAACAGGACUAAAUCUAUUACCUGGAUCAAAGAGGAAAUGCCCUACUCAGUUUAACUCCAGUGAAGAUAAUGUAGAGCUUUCAGAUGUUCCUAGACACUCUCUCCAUCUUACACCAUUGAAGCGUCUGAAGGAAAGUUCCGUCUCCACUAAAAGUGGUGUUUCGGAGUGCAAUGCAGAUCCAGGAAUAGCUGUCUCUAAACUGCCGAGAAGGUCUCAAAGCUCUUUUGCAAAGAGAGCCUUAAAGUCAACAAAAGCAAGCGACGAGAUGGCUCCAUGGAAGCUACAACUGAAGGCCCGAGUGGGACAACUUCCACAUGCACCAUCGAUAGAGGAGGAGACGACUCCCCACACAAAUCCUGCAGCUCGGGCAUAAUCAACAUCACCGGAGCAAUAACCUCACUCUUCAUGGGGCUACGGCAAUGGACAUGGAAUGGCACGGGGAUAAUUCCUAACUUUAACCUAACAGCAUCACACAAUAGUCUCACGUCUCUUCUUUUACUUGCCCCAAGACGAUGAUAUCAGCACCACCAAGGUGUUACUGUCAAUUCUGGAUGCACUUUUUCCAUUCCCCCCAUUCCACAAUUAUUUUAUUGCACUGACGUCUUAUUGCGCUGUUCCUGGAGGCCCAGCUUACUGUAAUAGUAAAAAUUGGUAGCAGGCACAGUUUGACCCAGCAAAAGCUUCAUCUUUUUUCCCA
Messenger RNA from Lolium perenne, 1425 nucleotides. Its product is annotated as defective in cullin neddylation protein AAR3. Gene Ontology annotation, molecular function: ubiquitin conjugating enzyme binding; cullin family protein binding; ubiquitin-like protein binding. NCBI's taxonomy places the organism in Eukaryota, Viridiplantae, Streptophyta, Magnoliopsida, Poales, Poaceae. Gene Ontology annotation, biological process: protein neddylation. Gene Ontology annotation, cellular component: ubiquitin ligase complex. The record is from RefSeq and is a predicted model, not a curated record.